UAUUGCACCAGAAGUGCCGUUGGUGUUUAUUAAAAGCCAUAAAUUUGGCUCUUUCCAGCAGCGACGCUGCUUGUACAAUGUUUACAAGGUGCAUGUUUUGGCACUGAUUAUCAGUUUUUCGAUUGAAAGGGGUGCAUUAUCAAAGGAAGCCGCUGCUCAUCAGCCUGAAAGUCUUCAAUCAUGACUGAUUAAUUUUUUCUGAUCAAAAUUUUAUGAAUUUUAUGUGAUAAAAGUUUACUAUAUAUUUUCGAAUUAAACACACCGUGACAUUUAGUUUAAAUAAAACAUUAAAUUCAACUUUUCCUCAAUUCAAUAAAAUGGAAAUUAAAAAAAUAAUACAAAGAUUGUAAUAAAGCAAAACAAACAAAAAAAUUUGGAUCAGCAUUAUUUGCCCUGGGCUUUAUUUUAAGUCUGCCAAAAACCCCUGUGUUGACGAAUAGCCAUGAGCACCCCCGGUCGCUCCACCCCUGCGCACGGCUCCGCCCCAAAAGGGCGCAUGCACCCGCACCGUGCGGAGGCCGCUCGGUCGGGGGCAGUUUCAAAAGGGCCGCGAAUCGGCCGGGUCGCGCUCCGGAAUCGACUGCCAUCGCAAAACUCAUGUGGAAGAAGUACAAUCCAAACUAAGCAAGAAUGUUCAGCAUGGAGAACUUGGACAUGGAGCACAGGUCCUACGGGGUCGACUCCUUCGACCUGAUGGAGGCGGCUCUGUACGCAGAAACCACCUCCAGCAGCAACUCGAGUUGCAGUGCCGCGUGCCUCAGUGGCUUCAUGGACGACUACAGCGAUCAGGAGAACGCUUGUAUGGUGCGACGACGACUGCGCAAGCGCAAGUGUCCUCAACAGCAAGUCCAGCAGCGUCAAGCGGCCAAUCUACGCGAGCGCAAGCGCAUGCAGAGCAUAAACGAUGCGUUUGAAGGACUGCGUGCGCACAUUCCCACAUUACCUUACGAAAAGCGGCUGUCCAAGGUGGACACUCUGCGGCUGGCCAUUGGUUACAUCAACUUCCUCUCCGAACUGGUGCGCGCGGACAAGGCGAACGCCAACUCUGAGAAUGGGACAAACGCAAAUGGAACCACCGUGCCCGGACUUUCACACCCGAUCAAAGAAGAGCCAAAGAAAAUUAUAAUUAGAGGCAUUGGCUCUAUCCAACAUUCUCUCUCUUGGACAAACGAUCGCGAAAGAAUCACAAAUGGGAUUAUGUUCGCCAAAGUUUGGACGCCAGAAGACCCAAGGUCGGUUCCUGGAGGUGCACCUACGUCUUCCAAGCACGGCCAGUCGUCACACUACCCAGACUAUAAUGUGGAUUGACAAAUGAGUGCGCGACUUGAAAAUUGAAGACUUCGAACAAAUCUUUCUGGUCAAGGAUUAUUGUAAUCUAGUCUCUCGCUGUGAAUAUUAUGUACUACAAGAAUUGUAAUUAAUCUAUGUCGCUGUUAAUGAU
Molecule: messenger RNA, 1441 nt
Organism: Neocloeon triangulifer
Lineage: Eukaryota; Metazoa; Arthropoda; Insecta; Ephemeroptera; Baetidae
Product: pancreas transcription factor 1 subunit alpha-like
Exons: 3
Coding region: 631-1308 (225 amino acids)
Biological process (GO): developmental process; regulation of transcription by RNA polymerase II
Molecular function (GO): DNA-binding transcription factor activity, RNA polymerase II-specific; RNA polymerase II transcription regulatory region sequence-specific DNA binding; protein dimerization activity
Source: RefSeq, a predicted model, not a curated record